This is a messenger RNA of Anisakis simplex (herring worm), 345 nucleotides long. The record is from the annotation of a GenBank genome assembly. Lineage: Eukaryota; Metazoa; Nematoda; Chromadorea; Rhabditida; Anisakidae.
UUAUUAUUAUUAUUAUUAUUAUUAUUACUAUUAUUAUUACUAUUAUUUCAGUUACUCGCAAAGAGUAUUAUAAAACCAGGCUUCGAGAAAAUCUAUGCCGAAGGACAUAAACCACUAUCGAAGAGGGCAGAGUGGCGACUCAGGAAGGCCGAGCGUGAGAGUACCAAAGGUGCCGAAUGGUAUGGUAUGCCGGCGACAGAGUUGACAGAAGAGCGCCAAAGGGAUUUGCAAAUUCUGCAGAUGCGAGACGCUCUGGACACGAAAACGCAUUAUAAACGAAACGAUCGGAGCGUUUUGCCAAAAUACUUUGAGGUCGGUACCAUAAUCGAAAACAAGGCUGACUUC